AUGACCGUUUCUAACGUUAGGUUGAAGACAGCUCCACGAGAUUUACGAGUUGAUGAGACAGGAGAACUUGAGAAAAUGUCAAAAAAAUCGGAUAUGACUAAAAGUUGA
This is a messenger RNA of Sclerotinia sclerotiorum 1980 UF-70, 108 nucleotides long. RefSeq lists its product with no specific name. The transcript has a single exon. The coding region runs from base 1 to 108 and encodes 35 amino acids. The record is from RefSeq and is a predicted model, not a curated record. Lineage: Eukaryota; Fungi; Ascomycota; Leotiomycetes; Helotiales; Sclerotiniaceae.